AUGGAAAAAGUGAAACAGGCCAAUCGCGGUCUUUCAGAAGCUGAACUGAACAGCAUCUCUGGUCUUGUUAGCACUUAUAUUGCAGACAUUAAAGCCAAUGUACUAAAUCCAAAAACAAGAGAUUAUUACCAGAUUCUAAAACCGUCUGCCUUGACGCGUCUGUAUGUGAUGUCGUCUCUCUUUUUGGAUCAACGGCUCCUGAUCUACAGACUCUUCAAGAUGAUGUCGAUACAAAUGUUGCAUUAG
Messenger RNA from Peronospora belbahrii, 246 nucleotides. NCBI's taxonomy places the organism in Eukaryota, Oomycota, Peronosporomycetes, Peronosporales, Peronosporaceae. The record is from the annotation of a GenBank genome assembly.